AUGGAACAACUGGGAGAGUUACCUACGUCCCUUAACCUGAUGUCCCUUCGUAAAGCACCUAAAGUAUAUCCAGGAGCACAGUUGGUAUUUUCCAGCACAUCAAAUAAUUCCAUUGGGAAGUUCUGUUCACAAUCGAAUGCACCUGAGAUGUCCAGAAACAUGACAGUGGUUGCGAUGCUCAAGGAGUUGCUACAACGCGAGAAUUUGGUCAAGGCAGCCUAG
This is a messenger RNA of Opisthorchis viverrini, 222 nucleotides long. RefSeq lists its product as hypothetical. The coding region runs from base 1 to 222 and encodes 73 amino acids. The record is from RefSeq and is a predicted model, not a curated record. NCBI's taxonomy places the organism in Eukaryota, Metazoa, Platyhelminthes, Trematoda, Opisthorchiida, Opisthorchiidae. The transcript has a single exon.